AUGAUAGCUUUAAAUGUCAAAUAUCUCACUGGACCAUGGAAAAGAAUUCUUCGAUACAAAUUAGGAAAUGUCAUUUGCAUCAACAAAAUCGCCAGACCACUAUCAACAGUGAAUCCUAAGUUCGUGAAACUUUAUUCUGAAUUGAAAGGCGAUUGGUGGGACGAGAACGGCCCAUUGCACAUACUUCAUAUGUACAAUCCGUUGAGAAUACAGUUUGUGAAAGAUGGAUUGAUAAGUGCUGGAUUUAAAAUACAAGACUCGAACCUUCCGUUGAAGGGAGCCCAAAUUUUGGAAGUUGGCUGCGGCGGUUUGGUGACCGAGGGUUUAGCUAGAUUGGGAGCGCAAGUAACUGGAAUAGAUGUAUCAACAAACGCAAUAGACAUUGCUAGAAAGCAUAUAAAAUUGAAUAUAUCAGAAUAUAUCGGAUAUAUCAGAAAGAGUGAAUUAUAUUCAAACAACCAUAGAAGAUUUUGUUCAAACGGAAAGAGAAACAUAGAAUGUGUGAAAACUGUGAAACCUGGAAAAUCAGUUUUCAUAACAUCGGUAAAUAAAACUUUAGCAUCUUGGCUGGCUGUAAUUGUAGGAUACGAAUAAAUUUUCAGAACUAUAGGUCACGGUCUUGAAUGGAAUAAACUUAUUCUCUCACAAGAAGUUCAACGUAUAUUAGAAAAUCAUGGCUGUGAAACGAAAUUAAUUAAUGGCCGAGGGGGAAUUCACAACCCAAAAUUUUGUACACCAAUGCCGAU
Messenger RNA from Solenopsis invicta (red fire ant), 746 nucleotides. Its product is annotated as ubiquinone biosynthesis O-methyltransferase-like. The transcript has 4 exons. NCBI's taxonomy places the organism in Eukaryota, Metazoa, Arthropoda, Insecta, Hymenoptera, Formicidae. The record is from RefSeq and is a predicted model, not a curated record. Bases 1 to 594 code for a protein of 197 amino acids.